AUGAAUAACUACGCCAACCUGCCGCCCGACUCGCCGACAUCGCACAUCUACUCCGUGAUCGAGGGCGCGGGGGCAGGGGCGGGGGCGCGGGGGGCGGGGUGCGGGGGCGGCUCGCAGACGCUCGAGUUCAACCAGCGGACGGUCACCGUGCCGCAUCCUCAGCACGGGAAUAAACAAGGCACGAUGCCCCGCUCCCGCGGCGCCCGCGGCCCGCGCUUCUGCCGCCUGGACCUGUUAGCACGAGGGGUGGUGCUGCCCCCGCGCGCCCCGCGCCCGCCGCCUGCCCCCCCGCGCCCCGCCGGCGACGACGUGGCGCUGCAGCUGGUGCUCCUCCGGCGGCCCGGAGGCUCCCCGCGCCCGUCCUGCUCCUACCACCUGCUGCCCGAGUCGCACCGCGCGCCGCCCGCGCAGCCCAUGUACCCGCACUUGCCGUGCGGGCGUGCGUGCUGCCUGGGCGAGGGGUUGGAGAGGAGAGACGACGACGAGGUCAGCGAACUAUCCGACGCAGAAGACGAGCCGCAGCCCUAGAUAACAGCAGAGAUCCGGCUCGAAGGACCAGUUACAUGUACCGUCAUGGAUCCUACUCUAAAAUAAGAGCAGAAGUUCGAGUAGCAACGUAACGUAAGGCACUGCCGUUAUAACCUGUAGAACAUUAGUCAGGGUUGUGUCAACUUGGAAUCUGGCUGACAAGAAUCAUCAGCAAAGAAACCUGACACCUUCUCAAUAGCAAUGUCAUUCUAAGAGGAGUCUGGUUUCUUCUUAUUUUCUUCGUCAGACCACUGGACAUGGCUUGACCGCUUCUUCGAAGGUCAGGUCCCAAGUUAACUCAUGUGGGUUGUAAGUUGCAUUUUGUAUUGGGAUAUCCAUUAAAUACUGCUGGUCAUGAGACAUGGCCGUAGGACACUCUGUAUUCAGGGUGGGGUUUUAUCCACGUUGUCCAAUAUUAGCCCGGGCAUUCAUAGAUAAAGCAUUCCUGAUACUGCAUCUUUUUGUAGUUGCUUAGUUACGACAUUUUGAUAUUUUUGAACCAAUAAGAGAUAGUGCUGCCAAAGUUGCACUUUUUGUCCGCUUUUCUAAGGCACUUGUAUUUAAUAUUAGAUGCAGACCACACAGUAAACAUUUAAUCGCUUGAAUAAUCUGCAAAAAAAUCUUAAUAUUGUCAAACUCAACACAGUAGAUUACUAAAAAAAGUUAUUUAAUUAUUAAAGUACUUAGGUGGUAAAAAAGUAAUACAUAUUUGAUAGAAUUUUAAAUAUGCUAUCGCAUCGCAAUAAUAUCUCAAUUAGGUUAUUCUAGAUAUUGUUUAGAUUGAAGUAGAAGUCUACACCAUCAUAAGUCAAUAGAUUAAGAUAAUCAUUCUCGAAUCCUAUAGGUGGCGACUGAUGCUGCCAUUAUAUUUGUCACUAUAAAGACAUACUAGUCCGAUAUUUUACAACAAUCACUGUUGAAUUUUUUUAUUAAACUAUAGUCACCUUCAACUUAACACAAUUUCUUGAGAUAAAUAGCAAUAUAACAAAACGAAAUAGCGACACAUGAAUCCAAGUUAUAAAGCUUUUUAUAGCAUUAAAUUUCAAUAGCAACGCUUAAUUAUUAAGAUAAUGGUAUGAAAGGUUUCAAAAAGGUUGUAUUAAUUUUUAAUAUUUUUAUAGUAAUAAACAAUCAGUAAGAAUCAUUUCACAGAUAGAACAAAUUCCAGUUUGGAAAAGACUUCAAAUUUUGUAUUUAAAUGUAGGUAGGUACUGUUUAUGAUUUGUACAUUCCAAAAUACUUAUGUCGUUUAUGAUGAUAAGGGAUUUUUAUAAUUAUAAUUUGAUUUGUGAAAUUGCUGCAAUAUCAUGUUUUUUUACAAAGCAAGAAUGAUGUGGUUCUUUUUGCAAUUUAUGAAUUUAUCUUAAGGUAGGUUAAAAUAGAAAAAUGUUUGCAAGUAAAUAAUAGUUGAUAGUAUUUUUGAUGUGUAAUAGUAGUUUUAAUGUGAGUGUAUGGGGUGGUUGCCAGUGGUGAGAAACUUUAUUGUUUGGUCUUUCAACAAGCAUGGCUCUUCUCUUGUGUAAACAUUAAGUUAAAAGGUAUCAAGUUAUCCUUUUUGUAACGAAGGAAAAUAAUUAUCUAAGCUGUGAUUGGACGAAUAAGAAACCACUUCUUGACUUUUUGACUACUCUUAUUUGUGAUAUUCUCUAUAAUUAUAAUUUUGUAUUCUCUUUGAUGAAUCUUCUUAUAUAUUAUGUAUUAGGUAAUAGCUAGUGAAAUAGAAUUUUCUAGUAGUCCGUAAUCUUAUGCAUUUACCAAGGAUUCUCGUUAUAUUUUCUAUAGUAAAAUAAUUGAUGUUGAUUAAAUAAUUAAGAGUAGGUUUAGGUGGGUCGAAGCGUACGUAUGUUAGAUAUACUUAAUGUGUAUCAUGCUAUAAU
Messenger RNA from Plutella xylostella (diamondback moth), 2405 nucleotides. NCBI's taxonomy places the organism in Eukaryota, Metazoa, Arthropoda, Insecta, Lepidoptera, Plutellidae. The record is from RefSeq and is a predicted model, not a curated record.